CCUUGGGCAAAUUAAAAGUCAUCUUAGCUACGUUCCCAAAGAUGGAAGAAGGAACAAAAAAGUUUAUACUACCGUGAAUCCCUAUUUGAUUCCGCCAGAUUUUUUUAAUAAGAAUGCACGGAGAGCUCCCUGCUCCCCUAAAAAUAAAUUGUUCCGAUCUCGGUUAGAGUUUUCCAUUUCUACAAAUCGGAAACGCCUAAAUUCUCCCCUUCUCUGUCGGUUAGACAUUCUGUCCGCUGUUCAAAUCUCCAUCAUGUGUAGCCGUGGAAAAACUGUAGCCAGCGAACUGCCGGGAGAGGUAAAGGAGAGGAUUUUGGAGCGGAUGCCCACUCGAGAUGCCGCCAGAUGUGCUCUGCUUUCGACUCAGUGGAGGGAUGCUUGGUACCGCCAAGGCCGGCUCCUCUUUGACCGGGACUUCUUCCGCUCCCUCGAAAACAUGAGCAAAGCUGGGAAUGAAGACGGCUUGUCUGUGGUGAGCACAAUAAACCAGAUUCUCAUGCUCCGAGUUGGACCCGUGAAGAAAUUCACGUUUCACUAUUCUUUCUCUUCGAAGCCCCGGCUGAAGCAGUCUGAUUUGGAUAGUUGGUGUCUUUUUCUGUCAAGAAACGGCGUUGAGGAACUUCACCUCUCUGCUGGUUAUUCUGCACCACCAGAAUAUUUUAAGGUACCAUCCUGUCUACUCUCAUGCAAGACCAUCAAGCAACUGGAACUUGAUCAUUUCCAUUUUUACUUGCCGGAAAAUGGUGCAUGUAUAUUCCCCGGGCUGACUUCGUCAGCUUUCACAUGGGUUGAGUUCUGGGGUAAUAAUAAGGGACUGGUCUUUAGCAUGCCCAAGCUCGAGAAGCUGGCUUUCUGCCUGUGUUUUGGUACUCCUAAGUUUGUCGCCAGCGCUCCCAACCUUCAAAGCUUGUCCAUACAGGAUUGUGGAGGUAGUGCCGGAAGCAGAUUCAUCAGGCUAAAUUUGAGCUCUAUUAAGACCCUCAGUCUCAAUUCGAGUUGGGUGAGAACUUCUUUCUCGCAUACUGUACUAUCCGCGGAUUCUCAAACUUGCAAGUAUUUAGCUAUGAAUUAGACUUGGGUACACACUUUCUGUACACAUUCU
This is a messenger RNA of Cuscuta europaea, 1102 nucleotides long. Lineage: Eukaryota; Viridiplantae; Streptophyta; Magnoliopsida; Solanales; Convolvulaceae. The record is from the annotation of a GenBank genome assembly.